Messenger RNA from Oreochromis aureus, 9870 nucleotides. RefSeq names its product SRC kinase signaling inhibitor 1 (gene srcin1a). The record is from RefSeq and is a predicted model, not a curated record. The coding region runs from base 18 to 5153 and encodes 1711 amino acids. NCBI's taxonomy places the organism in Eukaryota, Metazoa, Chordata, Actinopteri, Cichliformes, Cichlidae. The transcript has 22 exons. Gene Ontology annotation, biological process: regulation of dendritic spine morphogenesis. Gene Ontology annotation, cellular component: postsynaptic density; actin cytoskeleton; cytoplasm.
UCUGUGACUGUGACUGCAUGCCUGCCCCUCCAGAUCCCGAGCGUGUUGGCGGUCACAUGAUCUCAAGAGAUGACCUGGAAUAUCCACGGGAAUACCGGACGCUGGGGAACAACGCUCGGCGCUUCUCCAAUGUUGGUCUGGUGCAUACGUCUGAGCACCGGCACACAGUCAGUGCUGCGCAGAGCCUGGAGGCCCUGACCAACCUGCACAAAGCUGACAUGGAACGCAAGAGGGACGCCUUCAUGGAUCACCUGAAGAGCAAGUACCAACAACAGCAGCAGCAGCAGCAGCAGCUUCAGCAUCCACACCACAGCCCCCACCACAACCCACCGUCACCCUCACCCUCCCACGCCAGCAUGAGGGGUACAUCAGAGCGAUCUGCAAGAGAACAACAACAGCCCAACUACUGGAGCUUUAAGAGCCGCAGUCCACGCCACUCCCAGUCUACCCAGUCUGGUCUUGCCGACCAGGCUGCCAAGCUCUCUUUUGCCUCCGCUGAAUCCUUGGAGACCAUGUCAGAAGCCGACAUCCCCAUUGGGUUUAACCGGAUGAACCGAUUUCGCCAGAGUCUGCCGCUGUCCCGCUCAGCCAGCCAGAAUAAGCUACGAUCUCCAGAUGAAUUUUCAGGCGUGCUGUUUCUGCAAUAUGGAGAUGAGACGCGUCGGGUGCACAUCACCCAUGAGCUCACCAGCCUGGAUACGCUGCAUGCUCUCAUCGUGCACAUGUUCCCUCAGAAGUUGACAGCAGGUAUGCUGAAGUCACCCAACACAGCCAUCCUGAUCAAGGACGAGGCCCGUAAUGUCUUCUACGAGCUGGAGGAUGUCAGAGACAUUCAGGAUCGCAGCAUCAUCAAGAUUUACCGCAAAGAACCCAUCUAUGCUUCUUAUCCCGCUGCCGCACACCUGGCCAACGGGGACUUGAGGAGGGAAAUGGUCUACUCUUCCCGCGACUCCUCCCCCACUCGCCGCCUAAAUACGCUUCCUUCAUCCACCGCCUCAGCAUCCUCUGGGUCUCCUUCGCGCUCACGCCUCUCCUACAGCGGGGGCCGCGCUCCAUCCUUCGGUGGAUCCCAUCCCCAACAUGAUCAGCCCCGACACCCACACCAUCCCUCGGCCGGCCACGGUGCCAACGCAGGUCUGUCCCCUUCACCUAGUGCCAUCCUGGAGCGCCGCGAUGUCAAGCCUGAUGAAGAAGUUUCUGCUAAAAACAUGGCACUGAUGAAAAAUGAGGGGUUAUAUGCCGAUCCCUACAGCUUGAUGCACGAAGGCCGCCUCAGCAUCGCCUCCACCCAGUCGUUAGCUACGAUCGGAGACCCCUUUAGCUUCCCUGUUUCCUCUGGCCUGUACCGACGUGGCUCUGUGCGCUCCCUCAGCACCUACUCAGCUGCUGCUCUCCAGGGAGACCUGGAAGACUCGCUCUACAAGCCUGGAGGUUCACUAUACUCAGAUACAUACUCUUCUGCCACUCUGGGCAUGGGAUUUCGCAUGCCACCCUCAUCCCCACAGAAAAUCCCUGACAUGCAGCUGAGGGACAGGGACUCUUAUUCCAGUACACCCAGAGCCUCACCUGUUAGACAGAGUUUCCGCAAGGACUCUGCCUCUUCUUCUGUGUUUGUGGAGAGCCCGAAAUCCAGGCCCAGCUCCAGUUCUGACCCUCUGUGUAUAACAGCUGGACCUGGAGAGGGCAGCCGCACCACAUCUGGUUUUGGGUCUUCGUUAUCCGGGCAAGAUUCUGACAGUAGCAGGGAUCAUCGCCUGGAGCGUAUGGAGGCCAUGGAGAAGCAGAUAGCCAGUCUGACUGGCCUCGUCCAGAGUGUGCUGACCAGAGCACCAGACAGUGACAGCACAUGUGGCCUGCUGCGUCUCUGCAUGAUGGCGGGCUGCCCUCCAGACCAAGGGACGGAGUUUUCACGGCCAUUACCUUUCUCUUCCAGCGAGAAGACCGAAACCAACAGUGAUGGCUCCGCCACUGGAACCGGACGACAGAAGAAGAAAGCAAAUACACCGUCGGCACCUCUAGCUCUGAUGCCGCCGCCACCUUCUAACUCAAUCCAGGUGAACAGCGUUGGUCGCUUGCAGAUGCAGCUCCAUCUUCACGGUCUGCAGCAAAACGCCAGCGACCUGCGCAAACAGCUCAACCAGCUACGCAAGAUCCAGCUAGAGAACCAGGACUCAGUGCGAACGCUGCUGAAGCGGACAGAGGCGGAGCUGAAUGUGCGCGUGACUGAUGCCCUGAGGAAGCAGGAGGAUCCUCUCCAGAGGCAGCGCCUCCUGGUGGAGGAAGAAAGACUCAAGUAUCUCAACGAGGAAGAGCUCAUCAUCCAGCAACUCCACGACCUGGAGAAGUCAGUGGAGGAGAUCCAGAAGGAGUCGUCUGUCAACCACAAGCUGGUGACAGUGCAGGAGCUGGAGGAGAAGGCCACUCUUCUCAGAAAGCUGGGAGAAACACUCACGGAGCUGAAAAAUCAAUUCCCAGGUCUGCAGAGCAAGAUGCGGGUGGUGCUCCGGGUGGAGGUGGAAGCUGUCAAAUUCCUGAAGGAAGAGCCACACAGACUUGAUGCCCUGUUAAAACGAUGCAAGACUAUAACUGAUACCCUUGCUACCAUGCGCAAACAAGCAAAUGAGGGAGUAUGGAAGAAGCAUGAAGACUUCACUAGUUCAUCAUCCAAGCACAACGAGGACUUGCGAAAGUUUGCAGACUUUGAAAUCCCCACCAGCCCACCGCUCGCCAUCAAUGACCUCGGGGGAGGCAACAGCUUGUCCAAUUGGAGCCCUCACUCCAGCCUCAGCCGUGGACAUGGCAACCCAUCCGGCCUUCACAAGGAUAAUCAUCCUCCUGUUCCCCACAAGGGCAAGGCUCUGGAAGAGCUUGAGCGUCGUGCUGCUGCUGACAAAGCUUUGUCCAUGGAGGUCCGACUGGCAGCAGAGCGGGACUGGGAGGAGAAGCGGGCCAGUCUAACCCAGUACAGUGCUCAGGACAUCAACCGUUUGUUGGAAGAGACCCAGGCUGAACUAAUGAAGGCUAUUCCAGAUUUGGAUUUUGCUGCCAAGCAGAUUAAGCCCUCCUCCAACACACCAUCAACACAGACCCCCCAGAGUGGGGCAGCGACCCCAGACCACCGUGCCAACAAGCCCCAGCACAAGCUUUCUGGGAAAGAGGGAGGGUCCAGGCGUGGCUCUGAUGAGCUUACAGUACCUCGGUAUCGAACAGAGAAACCCUCCAAGUCCCCUCCACCUCCACCGCCUAGACGCAGUUUCCCCUCAUCUCCAGGAGUGACCACUCGCAGUGGGGAGCCACUAAUUCCUGGAAAAAGCAUAAAGAAGUCUGAAUCUGAAGAGACAGAGGGACAGAAACCUCACAUAAAACUGAGGAGGACUGUGUCCGAAAACCCUCGUCCUUCAUCAACACCUCCCACACUGGCUUCUGAAGAGAAAGAGGAGGGAGAGGAGGAGAAAAUUGCUGCCGAAUUGGAGCUAUUUGAGAGAGCCCCGCUCAGGCUCUCUAAGCCAGCUCCCCUUUCCCUGCUAGUUAGCCCAUGCAGUAUGAAAAGUUUACACCCAUCCAGACUGGACCUGUGGGCCCCUGAGGCCUCAGGCAGUGAGGCAGGGCACAUGUCUCCUGUCCCCCACAUCGUGUUGACAGAGUGCUGUCCUGCUUCGCUCACAAACUCAGAGGAUCCUGUCAGAGAUUUAGGGAAUGACCUUGUGGAGGAGAUUCAAUCACAAGAUUGGACUGGUCAUCAUUCAGUCGGCAAGACUAUAAUUUCAAGGAGAAAGCAUUCAGGGGGAUUUGAAAGUCCUCCACAGCGAGAACAGUGUUCAGAUAGUGAAUUCAAACAGGAAGUUGCCCUGCUGGUGACAGAUCUGGACAUGAGAGUGGUGUCUCCUCUUGAGGUCCAAGAGCUCAGUGAGACUAAAGGAGAUGUUCUUCACACUUUAAUCAUCUCACCGCAGACUAAGGAACUGUCUGAAACUCAGCUGAGUCACCGGCCUCUGCUAGUGCUCUUCAAGGUACAAAAAACUGUCAAAGAGGCCUACGAACUGCUGUAUUCCCUUAUGGGGACAUUCGAAUUAAAAUUCUCCCAUGCCCCAGGCCAGCAGAUGUCUCUAGCUGAGGCUCUGAGGAGAGGCAUAGAGACGGGGGCUAGCAUGCUGACAUUUCACCACAAACCUGAAAUUAGGUUAAUACCUGAGAUACAGCUGAGCUCAGUAAGCAGUACUCUUAACCCUAAUGGGUCAACUAGCUCUGCGGACACUCCGAGGAGAAUGACCGAAAAUGUCCGACGCGCCACCUACAAGAGGCUGGACAGCUUGGAGGAGACUAUUCGAGAGCUGGAAAACACAUUGAUAGAGAUCAGCGGUCAUGCUACUAGAGAGCAGCUGUACAGUCAGACAGUCAUCAACAGUAGCCCUGUACCGACGACUGGUAGUCCAACUGAGGCGAAGAAGCCACCACUCCCACCCAAGCCGUCCGCCUCGGGUCCAUCAUCAAUCCAGGGAGGAACUAAUUCCGGUGGCGGGAAGUUUCUCCACUCCUCAGCUGCCUCCAAACUGAAGCACCUGCAACAAAACAGCACAGAAAAGACUAAAAGUGGCAAAAGAGAGGACUUCAUGAAGGUCCAGGGCCAGCAACAGGCGAAAGGGACCUACAGCACCAGUGGCAGCAUUGAGCCAUACCUCUCUGGUAUCAAAACGGGCAUUUUUUCAGGCCGAGUGGCCUCUCCUGCGGCAGCGUUUGUUCCUGGUCUGAGGAAGUAUCCCCAGGAGGGGGCGAUGCCUGCACUUACAGCCUCCUCAAGCCAAGCAAAGGCCCUCUUGGCAAGCCUAUCUGCUUCCGGCCUGAGCGCCGAGGCCUUGCUCCUUUCCUCCGCCCUUCGUCAUCACCGCCUUCUACGUGAGCAGCGAGCCUCCUCCCUGCCCCUGCCCAGCAGCCAAUCCUCCUCCCCUACUCCAACUGCUACCUCCUCCUCUUCAUCCUCGCCAAGCACCCCGACUCCAUCCCUAUCUCCCUCCUCUCCCACCUUUGGUUCCUUUGCCUUCUCCUCUGGAGUUCUCAAGCCCAGCAGGCGUAGCCUCGACAGCUCCAGCCUCAACAGGUGCAAAGAUGGUGGCAGCAAGCCUGUGAAAAAGGACUUUUACCCUGGCAACAAGUGAUGAAUAGGAGGAGGAUAAGGACUUUGGAUACAGUUCUCAACCACAACCAUCAUAUCAUGAACCAUAAAGAUGAACUAGCUGCAUUAUGGAACAAUAUUCUUUAUAUUCCAGUUCUUAUAAGAUUUUUUAAUUUUUCUUUUCUUGUUUUUUCUCUUUCCUUUUAUUGCACAGUCUACCACAGUGUAAAUGGAGUCACAGUUUUCUUCACGGACAAGUUUCCUACUCUGAUCCGGUACCUUAGUUCUACUGCAGUUCUACCACAAAGUCAUUCUGUCACCUUCCCAGAUAGAGAGUGCACAAACAGGCCUCCCCUCCCACCAGCUACCUGCUAUAAGCUGAUGUGGUCUGGAUGUAUUUGCUGACAGCACCAUUCUCACAUACCCUCUCUCAGUGGGUUGUUAGUGGCAUAGUGAAGUAUCUAGACUGUGACUUUGAUCAUAUAGAAAAAAGAGCUGCAAUAAUCACCAAGUGAGUUCAGUAGUUGUGUGUGUUCAGGAUAGUAUUGUUUUGACUUACCUGCAUCACCUGACUGAAUGUGAUUCCACUCAGAAAACAAAAAAAUAUUUCAAAAAAUCAUAAGGUGGCCAAGGUGAUGAAUGAAGUUUCAAGCUGUUUAGUGUUAAAAGGGCAUUUGUGGCUUUUUUUUUUUUUUUAAAUCGCCUGUUUUAAACUCUAAACUGGUGCUAUGUUUUCCCCUUUGUUUGUACAAACUGAGCUUACACAAUUGUUCCCCCCUCCUGUCUCGGAGUCUGCUUUCAUUUAAUUUUGUAUUUUAAUCUAUAUUUACAACCCUACAAACGAAAUACUUGCAUCAGCAAUUAGGGACAUUUAAAGUAGAUGUCUAAUUGGAAAACUGGAAACUGCAGUGCAUUCACAAGAAUAUAGAAAAGGCAGCAGUCCUGAAAUAGCACAAGUCUUUUUAAAGAAACGACAAAGAGGCACGGUUACGCAAACAGAAGGGAAAAGUGCAAACGAUGAAUUGUAUUCAAAUGUUGGUUUUCAUAUGUGUGUAUUAACUAGUUAAUUAUGACAAUCAGGAUGUUUCCACAGUAGCAUCUUCUAGGUUGCUCUGGCAUUACAGAGCCUGACAUCACAACCCAUCCCAAAGACUUAAGCACACACACUGAAGAACAACACACAAACACACAGUCUCUCUCACACACACACACCUGAAAAAGCAACCUGUACAGCACAGACUCAACUAUUUUUUUUUUCUUUCAGCCAAUCUCAUGUGAAUAAUCAUCGUAGGUCACAUCUGUUUCACCACUUAUAAAGAGCACUCUGGUAAAUUAUGCCAUAUUAAUCUGAUCUCACCCUCUGAUAGAUUCUUUCUUUUGGGAUAGUAGUUCAAAACUACUCACAUCAAAGUUUAGGUCUUAUUGUAAAAUAUAACACAUUCUGUAAAUGAGCAGAUGACACAUAAAGCCUAAAAGUGAGUCUUACAAACCAAGAGCGACACAAGAGGAAAGUAUUGAAAUUUAAAGCAAGCACAGUUGACUGUCAAACACAAAAUUAACCCAAUUAAUGAGAAUUAACUUUGUAAUUUUCGUUAAUUAUGACAAGCACAAAGGUCAAAGCAUUCCCAUAUACAUUUGAUAUGCUACACAUUAGAUUCCAAGUAUCGCUUUGGUUAUAUUACCUGCAUUUUGAAGCAUGAAACUUUUAUGAAUGAAAGCCUUCAGUGUUUCUCGAUGAUAGAAACUCAAGUUGGGAUUAUUUUCAAGCACAUCAAAGGUCUGUCAGUGUGAACCCUGCACGAGGAACCUCUUUGGAAGCUGCCUGUCCUGUGUGUUUGCCUCGAGGCAGCCUGCUGGGGAGGUGAAGUAGCUGAAUGGACCGUAACCGACAAAGUGAUUCUUCUCACUGGUUCUCCAGCAUGACUGUGUGAAAUCGAUGCUUUGUGGCAUUGAGGUUUAAAACAUGUGAAAAGGGGCUCAUGUCAAAGAGUAGGCAGCUUUAGGAGAGGGGAUUAGUUUGGGGACAUGUGUUUGAAGGAUACUUUAAUAAGGGCGGCUUUGACUCGUCCUGUGUCCAUUGAGAGCGCUUGUGAAAUAAAAGACCCAAAGAGAUGAGAGGAAGGGUCUGACAGCCAGAGGGCACUUCUUUCCCUGCCCUCUUCACUUUGCAUUGAAUUUGGUGUGAAGGAUCUCUGAAAGUCAAAAGUGCUUAGCUGAGGUUAUCCAAGAACAAAGUUUGACGAGCCUCAAUUAUGAACAAUGUGUGCAAUAUAUAAUUAGCGCUCUUGCAAUUUUACCAAGGCAGUGCUCUUUGCCUUUGACAUACUCCUGCCUGCUUAUCUACAAGGACCUGUAACCAUGUUUUUCCCAGUGCCUCUAAGACGUUGCUCCUGCCAGAACCCCCCAAAUGAUCUUGUAUUACAGUAGUACAUCAGCAGCAAUGACAGAAUAACCCAUUUACCCAAAGAAGAAGCUGCGAGAACUGGUUUGUUCCCAUUUUUCUCAGAUAAAAGAAAACGGCACUUGAAAUGCAGUGCGUCAGGUUGCAGCAGUGGCAUUUGACUAAACACUCCCCAGCUCUAACAGUGUGCACAACUGCAAGCUCGCAGCACAGCGAAUUAAGUCUCACCCCUGGGUGCUCUGUAGCUCUGCCAGGCAGGUUCAAGCCCCGGGUUUCAUAUUGAGUGAAGUCAAAUGAAAGAAAUUCACUUACUCAUGCUGUUCCACACUCAAAUCCAUAACUCUCCAAGUUAAAUUUGCUGCAUUUGCGUCUGGUGAGCAAUGGGGAGGAAGCAUGCACGCUUGGCUGCUUUCCCCCAAGUAAAGUCUGAAAUGAAACCCUCCCAGAAUUGCGUGACAGUGCUCUCUGGACUUUUUUUUUUUUUCAAGACAAGUGUUAGUGGGCUGUGAUUUCAACAUGGCUGGAGGUUUAGAGGGCAUGUCAAAAAAAAAACUCACAGUGGAUGCCUCUGGCAAUCAGAAAAACUCAAACUUGAAAUGAAACAGAAGAAAUAUACAUAUAUAAAUAUAUCUAAGUGAGAUGUUUGUGUAUGAUAUUAUAAUUGUGAAGAAAAUGUGAUAUAUAUAUAUAUAUAUAAAUAUAUAUAUAUAGGCCUAGAUUAAAUUAUAUACUGUAAAAUGUCAUCAUCUCUUCUGUUUUAUAUACUAGUGACCAUUUUGUACAGAUUUUUCUUUUUUUAAUUCAUUGAGAGAUAUUGCAUUUCACACUGAGAUUAUUUAUUCAUAUGCAGAACAUUUUUAUAUUUGUUUAAAAUCUCUGUAUAGAUAAGAGUUAGCCUCUGUAAUAUACUCUGAAGUUAGUUCAUUUUUAAAUUCUAAAUUUUUCUUUACGAACACCAAGUUAGAUUUUAUGUAAUUUUAAUUUGUAAAAAAACACACAAAAAAAGCUUUUCCCUGAAAAUACUUGUCCAGCUCGUGUACACCUUUGCCUCUUUAUGUGAAAGGUCACUUUAAGAUAUAAGAGGCUGGACCAGUGCCUGUGUGUUGGGCUUAUUUUGCUACUGUUGUUUUAUUUUGGGAAGGGUACUUUUUUCUGUAACUGUGAUCAGUUUCUGUUUUAUUUUUAAUUUUGUUUUUUCGUUUCUCCCCAUUCUGUGUCGUGAUGAUUGAGCUGGUAUUAAUGAUACUGGAGAUGGUCGGAAACACAUGUUGUAGUAACUGUGAGUUUGUGGGCCUGAAAGCGUCAUACAAGGCCUUGCUGCUUUGAAAAAAAAAGGAAUAAUACUUGGCUUUAAUUUAUCCCUGUGUCAUGCUUGCCUGUGAACAGGGAUGGCAGGAAUGUGGAUCCUCAGCACAGAAAGAUUCAGGCAGGUGGAAGCUCAUUUUUGUUGCUUAUAUUGCUCCACCUGUUCCUCUGAGUGGCUUUACGUAGCAGUUAUGCUAAACCAUAAAUGUAAAAAAAAACAAAAACAGAAAGUUGGAUUAAUAAGGGAAUUAUGUGGAGUUUAUGAAUUUAACCUUUUAUCUUUUCUUUUGCCAUUGUAUCUUUUUUUAAAUAUAAUGAAUCUACAUUCUAUAGUAUGUAUAUGAGAUUUUUACAUGAAUGUGUGGAUGUUCCAAACUCUUGGCAUCAAAAGUAGAAAAACAAAAUUGACUUGUAAAUAGGCCAAGUCAUUCCUAGCGAGUUCAACAAAUUGUUAUGUCCAAAAGAAGAUGUUUUAAUAAUAAACUAUGACGAUGGGUACAAAGGUAUAUACAAAACAAUGCAUGUAUAGUCUCAAGCAAUCGCACGGUGAUUUAAAAAAAAAAAUGUUGUCUACAUGUUUUCUCAAAAAAGUGAGAAUAAAGCAGAGAAGGGUUCUAUGUUAUAGGAUUACAAACAUGAAGGAUGAGACAUUAUUUUGGUAUGUGUGACACGGGCAUGUUCAGUCUUACUGUGACGUUAUGUGACAAUGAUGAUAGUGGCUGAGAGUGCGAAAAGGAGUCAGGAAUGCUUGAACGCACCCCAACCAGAGAAGUCACCAGUGAUGGUGUCCUCUUUCCACAGAGUAACUCUCCCAUUUGUAGAGUAGUGUGAUAUAAGAACAAAAAUAAUACAGAAAAUAGAUCUAUGAUAUAAUGAUAUAUAAAUUUAAAAGCCUACUGAUACUGGAGAUACUAAUUUAUCAGUGUGGAUGCCAUGAUAUUCUGUGAGAAAUGUGUGUGUUUUUCCUGUGAGAAGACAGCAGGCAGUUGAACCUGCCUUCUUUUGUACAUAAGUUGCUGUGAUUGUGUGUCAAAUAAAGUGCAGCUCUCUUGUA